Messenger RNA from Homarus americanus (American lobster), 1536 nucleotides. Its product is annotated as neurogenic protein mastermind-like. The transcript has 4 exons. Bases 1 to 1536 code for a protein of 511 amino acids. The record is from RefSeq and is a predicted model, not a curated record. NCBI's taxonomy places the organism in Eukaryota, Metazoa, Arthropoda, Malacostraca, Decapoda, Nephropidae.
AUGUUGACGACCAAUAAACCAAAUCAACAACAACACUUCCCCAGUAAUAAAAAUGCGUUCAGAAUGACAGGGAAGCAUGGGGUGCAGAUGACAGGGUCUGGGGUGAAGGCAGAUGGAGGGGAGGAGUACCGACGGGCGGUGACGGCACCUGGGGGUCGUGCCCGCUACUACCUCCGCCCGGACUACCCUCACCACGACCCUCAUCCCCCAAGACAUGAUUACCCACCCCGGGACUACCUGCCGGAGAAGUUGGACGACCUCUACCCCCGCCACAAGGAGGACUUCUACAGCCACCGCCCCAAGGAGCGUGAUGACUUGGGGGGCGGGGGCUACGGUCCCCCAACCCCGGAUGAACCCUUCACCCGCACCCCGUCUGGUCGCGCCCCGAGGCUCCCCCAGGACCGUUUCCCCCGGAUGCCAGACUACCCGCCGCCGCCGCCCACGCCCGAGGCGCGCGGCGGAGGUGCAGGGCUGUACGGCGUGGCCGGCGGGGAGCGGGUGUCGCGCCUGCUGGAGCUGUACGGGACCCUAGACGGGCGGGGCGGGGGUGGAGGGGCGGCCGGGGUGGGCGGCGGAGGCGGCGGUGGUGCGGGCGGCGGGGCGGCGUCGUCCGUGCCCGUGCCUGCGGGGUCACGUUCUCACCACGACAUCUACGGCUCCCUGGACGGCCGUACCUCCAGGCUCUCUGACAUCUUCCCGACCAGCGAGGCCGCCAGACUACGACAAACCGCUGAUUUCCGACAAGCGGACGAGACGCGGUCGUUGUCGGGUCGGGAGGGCGUGCUGGCCGAUCUCUGCCGCCGUCGGGAAUUGCCACCCGCGCCCCCAGAGUACCGACUGCACGAGUACCGACCCAGACACGACUUCCGCGGACCGCCCAAGACGCAGCCGCAGCCGCCGCACGACCAAGACGUGAUCGAGAAUCCCAUGUACGAUGUGGAGCCCCAUGCCCACACCCCCGCCCAUGCCCAUACCCCCGCCCACCAACCUCAGCACCAGCACCACCACCAAGCCCUGCAGCAGCAGAUGCAGCAACAGCAAAUGCAACAACAGCAGAUGCAGCAACAGCAGAUGCAGCAACAGCAGAUGCAGCAACAGCAACAACAACAGCUACAACAACAACAAUUACAACAACAACAGCUGCAACAACAACAAUUGCAACAACAGCAGCAACUGCAACAACAACAGCAGCAGCUACAACAACAACAGCAGCAACAACAACAACAAAUGCACGUAGCUCAAUCCCACCCCGUCCCCACCUCUCAUCUUCAAGCGCACACAGGACCCACCCACGCCGGCCCUGGCCACGUGGUCCCUGGCCAUGCGGGACCUGGCCAUCCGGGACCUGGUCAUGCGGGACCUGGCCACUCCGGACCUGGCCACUCCGGACCUGGCCACAGUGGCCCUGGCCGGCCUGUGGUCCAGGGGGAGAGACAAGAAGCCCGGUAUACGGCGGCCAUCGCCCAGCAGGAGGACGUGCUAAGAUAUCCACGCUUAAAGGAGAGUCACCGGUACACAAGCCGGAAUUUAGCCUAA